This is a messenger RNA of Odobenus rosmarus divergens (Pacific walrus), 997 nucleotides long. RefSeq names its product catechol-O-methyltransferase domain containing 1 (gene COMTD1). Lineage: Eukaryota; Metazoa; Chordata; Mammalia; Carnivora; Odobenidae. The record is from RefSeq and is a predicted model, not a curated record. Gene Ontology annotation, molecular function: O-methyltransferase activity; S-adenosylmethionine-dependent methyltransferase activity. The transcript is spliced from 7 exons. The coding region runs from base 109 to 897 and encodes 262 amino acids.
CCGCGGGCAGUGCCGGGACAGGGCGGAGCCUGGAGGGCAGGCGGAUCCCAGCGUGGGCCCAGGAGGCCCAGCCAAGUGACCCGUACGUGGCUGCCUCCUGGUCGCACCAUGAUCCAUCCCGCACCCCGGCUCUCUGUGCCCGCCGCGCUGGCCCUGGGCUCGGCCGCGCUGGGCGCCGCCUUGGCCACCGGCCUCUUCCUGGGGAGCCGGUGCCAUCCCUGGCGAUCCCGGCGAGAGAAGCGCCUGCUGCCCCCUGAAGACAGCCCCCUGUGGCAGUAUCUGCUGAGCCGCUCCAUGCGGGAGCACCCGGCGCUGCGGAGCCUGCGGCUGCUGACCCUGGAGCAGCCGCAGGGAGAUUCCAUGAUGACCCGUGAGCAGGCCCAGCUUCUGGCCAACCUGGCGCGGCUCAUCAAGGCCAAGAAGGCUCUGGACCUGGGUACUUUCACAGGCUACUCAGCCCUAGCGUUGGCCUUGGCGCUGCCCCCGGCCGGGCGCGUGGUGACCUGUGAGGUGAACCCGGGGCCCCCGGAGCUGGGGCGGCCCCUGUGGAGGCAGGCUGAGGAGGAGCACAAGAUCGACCUUCGGUUGAAGCCCGCCCUGGAGACCCUGGACGAGCUCCUGGUCGCGGGCGAGGCCGGCACCUUCGACAUGGCCGUGGUGGACGCGGACAAGGAGAACUGCACCGCCUACUAUGAGCGGUGCCUGCAGCUGCUGCGCCCCGGAGGCAUCCUCGCAGUCCUCAGUGUCCUGUGGCGCGGAGAGGUGUUACAGCCUCAACCAGGGGACACCGAGGCCCAGUGCGUGCGAAACCUGAACGAGCGCAUCCUGCGGGACGCCAGGGUCCACAUCAGCCUCCUGCCUCUGGGCGACGGCCUUACCUUAGCCUUCAAGAUCUAGGGCCGGCCCCCAGCAGGUGGCCUCAAGGGAGGGGACCUGGGAACCCCAGACAUCAACCCUGAGUUUUAAAUUCGACAAUAAAGUGGGGCCUGGGACACGA